AUGGUUUGUGAAAAAGCAAAAAGUCUUUGGAAAACUUUAAAUGAAGAUGGAUUAUAUAGUUGUUUAUUUGUAGAACCCUCUCGUGAAAAGAAAAUUAAAAAAGGUCGUCCCAGAUAUAUUGAUAUUUUGCUUUACAGUAAAACAAAAGAUUACCGUCUUCUUCGUUUUCUCUACAAUUUUCCCUUUGGAUUUCUUCUUUCCUUACUUGUUUAUCAUUUGGCUUGGUAUAAAAUUAAUUUUGCUGCUGAUACAAGAUUUAUUCCUUCAUUUUGGGCUUUUUUAGUAAAAUAUUUUUUGAUUGGCUUUGCUGCACUUUCUUUUUCUUUAAAUUCUUUAAUUCGUUGUUCAAUUAUUUUUGCCAUUCUCUCAGGACUGAGUAGUUCAGGGCAAGGAGUUAUUUCAAUUUAUGUUAUGGAAAAUUUAAGAUUAGGGCCUAUACAAAAUAUUAUGGUUAAUUUUGGUCAUUCAACAAAAAUUACACUUUGCCAUUUGGAAUUACAAGCACGCGUUGCUAAACGUCGAAUGCAAAUUCAAGCAGGGCCUUUAGAAAUGCUUUUUGAAAAACAUUUUGGGAAUGCUACUUCUAUAGGCAAUAAAGUUGUUAAAAUGUUACGUUCAUUAGUACAACCAUAUGAUGGAGAAAUUGAUUCAGACAGCACAGAAGACGACAAACAUUUAUCUGCAAUUAUUGAUACUGCUGAAGAUAAAGAUGAAAAUGGAGAAACAAAAGUUGAUAGAGUUUCACAGCCUGUAUUAAAACGUCUUAAAUCUCAUUUGACAAAAGCAAUUUAUGGAAGAUUUAUGAAACGUUGUAAAUUAAUGUUUGCAAGUUCUGUCACUUCUUGCCAUAAAAAAUUUGAAGAAUCACAAAGUCUUUGUUAUGAUACAAUACCUUUUCCAAUUCAUUAUUUUACUUGUUCUGCAAUGAAUUCUUUAACUCUUUGUAAACCUGAUCGUUUUAAAAAAAUGUCACGUAAAUAUUGUGAACUUGGCCAGGUACAGGAUGCUGCACGUGGCACUCACGAGAGUUUAUUUUCUUCUGAAUUAGAUAGUGAAAUGAGUGGAUUAGAAAAUAUAAGUAAAACAGUUAAACAUCAACUACAUUUAAAUUUACAUUUUGUUGCUGUGGAGGCACCUGAAUUAGAACAAGGAUAUUCUGUUAAUCAAUUACAAACUGAAAUGAAACAUGAUUUGGAAUAUUAUAAGAUAAUUUUGGCUACUUUUGACAAAAUGUUUACUUUUUUAAUUAUUAUGUUUACAUAUUUUGUUUUUAAAAAUUGUGUUUUAAUUAUAAUGAAUUAUUUAAAUGAUAUUGAAUAUAAAAAUUAUUUUACUACACCCUAUUUUUGGCAUAUUGAUUCAAAACGUCGACGAGAAGGAAAAGUUUUUUUGUGGCCUUUAAGAAAAGAAGAAAUUAAAUUUAAUAAUUUAAUUAGUCCUUUUGGGUUACCUCGAUCUGAUGAAAUUCGAAAAAUGACAAAAGCUUUUGUUCGAUGGAUUGUUCUAUUAUUUGUUGUUAUUGCAAUUGUUAUGCUCGAUUAUUAUUACAAUAGAAUGCUUGAAAUUGUAAUUGAACAUGGAAAAAUGUUAAGUGAACAAACAAGUUAUUCUCAUUUAAAUAUUAAAGUUGAUGGAGAGGGGGUUGUUGCUAAUUUACUUAAAGAGAUUCUUAAUUUUAACUAUACGGGGUAUUUAAAAGAAGAACUUACAAAUGAAAAAUGUCUUAAAAAUGCUUCUUCAAAACCUGAUUGGCUUUAUAAUUCUUAUUCUCUAUUUUUGCCUGUUUUUCUUAUUCUUUUGUUAAUGGUAUUUUUUAAUUUUGUUGUUCAACGUUUUGUAUUUCUUGUAGUAAUGGGAGUUAUAUUUCCUUAUAGAUCAAAAGCUCGAAUAAUUCAUUUAUAUAAUAAAUUAUUACUUGCUCGGAUUAAUAUGGAUAAAUUAAAUGAGGCAAAGAAAAUUGAAGAGAAAAAGGAAAAUAAAAAGAAGAUUGAAGAAAAAAAUAAUUUAAAAGAUAAAUAA
Messenger RNA from Meloidogyne enterolobii, 2019 nucleotides. Lineage: Eukaryota; Metazoa; Nematoda; Chromadorea; Rhabditida; Meloidogynidae. The record is from the annotation of a GenBank genome assembly.